Drepanopeziza brunnea f. sp. 'multigermtubi' MB_m1 is the source of this 1062-nucleotide messenger RNA. RefSeq lists its product as uncharacterized. NCBI's taxonomy places the organism in Eukaryota, Fungi, Ascomycota, Leotiomycetes, Helotiales, Drepanopezizaceae. The record is from RefSeq and is a predicted model, not a curated record.
AUGGCGUGGCUUUCUGACAGAGAACAUCCUUCUCUACCAACUGCAAGCUUCAUCAGUAGGCGCAUUAAUGAGUCAACUUUUCUCGUCAUUGAAGACGAUGCCUACGCAGAGCAGCCGAACAUCUACGUCAAACUCUACCCAAACCACAUUCUCGUCGCGGACACAGGCUGCGAUUCUCCUCGGCAAAAGGACAAGUCCUUGACAUCCCUCCGCCAGUACUUGGAAAAAUGCCCUGUAGAAACCAACCAGGGCAAAUGCCUGAAUCCAGAUGGAAGAAGAAAAUACGUCAUUGUAUGCUCACACUGUCAUUACGAUCACAUUCUCGGGAUCUCGCAAUUCCUGGGGACGGAGCCGACCAUUGUUGCUUCGAACUUCGACAAGUCGUUCAUCCUAGAUGAUCUACCAAAGAAUUCUCUUUGCAAAUACAUGGAAGUUGAAACCCCGAGAUAUACCAUAUCUCACUGGGCAAGCCACAUGUCCUAUCUGUCAGUGGACAAUACUGCUCUCCGAAUUCAACUCCUGCACAUUCCUGGCCACACUCCCGACUCACUGGCUUGGUACGAUAUUGACGAGCACCAUCUCUACGUGGGUGACACCUUCUACGAGAGAAGGCGUGCGAUGCCGAUUCCUGAACUACCUGAUAAUGCAGGCCAGGUCCCAAGCGUGCCAGACACCCAAGGUGCUAUCAUUUUCCCGGAGGAGGGAGGAAAUUGGAUCCAAUUCAUGUCAUCGCUUGACGUACUACUCUCGUUCGUUCUACACCAGAACACGGAACUACGACGUCGGCAUGAUCGUGAACAUGAUUCAGUCGCACGAGUCAAACUUGGAUGUGGACAUCUCACACACGACGGAGAUGCUGAAAACAUGAUUCACGAGGUGCGAGGCCUGUUUGAGAGGAUCAUAUCUGACAAAGUACCCGUUAGGAGCAGUGAAGAGAAACGCGGUAUUGUUCACGACUUCUGGCUGGAGCACCGGGACUCACACUAUAGCGUAAUGGCACCUCGCCAUCUUGCCGAAGAGGCCAGGGAACAUUUACAUCCACGAAAAACCGAUACACAAUAG